AGGCGACAGCGCGUGGCGUUCAGGGCCUGACGGUUGCUAGGGUGACAGGGACACAACAUGGCGGCGGGAUCCCUAACGCUCUCCUUCGAGGGACCACCACGGAGAUCUUAGUGCGGGACCCCGCCUCAGGGAAGUGGAAAGAAGGGGGACAACCUUCCUGCUUCUUUCUUUUCCGUCCAGUGUCGGCAAGGGGUUGUCACCGGCUUCCGCAUCCAAGAUGAAGAACUAUAAAGCAAUUGGCAAAAUAGGAGAGGGAACGUUUUCUGAAGUUAUGAAGAUGCAAAGCCUGAGAGAUGGAAACUACUAUGCAUGUAAACAAAUGAAGCAGCGCUUUGAAAGUAUUGAGCAAGUCAACAACCUACGAGAGAUCCAAGCACUGAGGCGCCUGAAUCCGCACCCAAACAUUCUUAUGUUGCAUGAAGUGGUUUUUGACAGAAAAUCUGGUUCUCUUGCACUGAUAUGUGAACUUAUGGACAUGAAUAUUUAUGAGCUAAUACGAGGGAGAAGAUACCCAUUAUCAGAAAAAAAAAUUAUGCACUAUAUGUACCAGUUAUGUAAGUCCCUGGAUCAUAUUCACAGAAAUGGAAUAUUUCACAGAGAUGUAAAACCAGAAAAUAUACUAAUAAAGGAUGUCCUGAAAUUAGGGGACUUUGGCUCCUGCCGGAGUGUCUAUUCCAAGCAGCCGUACACGGAAUACAUCUCCACCCGCUGGUACCGGGCCCCGGAGUGUCUCCUCACUGAUGGGUUCUACACGUACAAGAUGGACCUGUGGAGCGCCGGCUGUGUGUUCUACGAGAUCGCCAGUCUGCAGCCCCUCUUUCCUGGAGUAAAUGAACUGGACCAAAUCUCAAAAAUCCACGAUGUCAUCGGCACACCUGCUCAGAAGACCCUCACCAAGUUCAAACAGUCGAGAGCUAUGAAUUUUGAUUUUCCUUUUAAAAAGGGAUCAGGAAUACCUCUACUGACAACCAAUUUGUCCCCACAAUGCCUCUCCCUCCUGCACGCAAUGGUGGCCUAUGAUCCCGAUGAGAGAAUCGCCGCCCACCAGGCCCUGCAGCACCCCUACUUCCAAGAACAGAGGCUUUCAAUGACGAAAGAAGGACUCGGAGCUGUAUGGAAACGUGAUCCUGAAGCCCUGUGCAGACGUGCAGCUGCCCACAGUGGCCACAGACAGCUGAGGCUGCGAGGCGACCACAGAGCCCAAGCCCUCCUGAGCCAUAUUCUUGAACAGCCCGUCUCAAGUGUGACUGCCCCAAAAGACCGGUUUAAAAUGGAAACGACUUCUUUGGCUGAGCAGCGGGAGCACGGCGCCGCAGAGUGAGCCGGUCACCGUCCACACGGCUAUUGCCGAUGUCCACCGCCUGAGGUCCGCCGGCUGGCACGGCUCAGGCGCAGCUCGGAGCUCCUCCUCGUCUCUCCCUCAAGUCCGAGUCCCGGGAGACUGUGCACGCAGCAGUGAGGUCGCUACACUACAGUUCCACCUGGAGAACUGGCCUGGCCUGGGGAUGACAAUGAGCCCUGCAAACAAAGCAGUCUACAUUAAUCCAGCAAAACACCGGACGGGCAACAGCCACCAUGCGCGCCCUCCGCCAGCAGCUCCACGUGGUCAAAACUGGUGCUGUUGAUGUGGAAGCCAGUGUGGGAGCAAACCCUCCACUUCAUCUAUUUAAUUCCUAUCCAGAUCACUGCGUUCCAUUCCUAGAGAAUUGGAACCCUGCUGGGUGCAAUACUGUGGCCUCAAUACCGUCCAAGAGAAGGGCGGGCAGGGCUGGCCUUGCCCUUGGGGGAGACAGUGGUUUCUCGGCACCCGAGAACAGGUUCUUUGGAGCUUUGCUGACCCAAAGGUGCAGGUGCCUCGUGGGAGGUGUUCAGCGCCUUCAGCCAGGGUCGAGCCCAGAGCACCGCAGUUCUGGACCGCACACCCAGUCCCUCAGAGCCAGGGGUUGUCUCCAAAGAGAGAGUUCAGUGGCACCUUUGAAAGGGCAUUCUCUGCUGGGGGGUUCUUGCUUUGGUGGGUGGUGUGACCGUGGCACCCCCUGACUGUAGCUGUCCACAUGUGUAGGCCCCACAGGUAGAGACAGCAGGGCCCAGGCCGAGGUCGGGGGAGCCCCAGAACAAAGUAGUCUUGCCGUGAGGCUGCAGCUGGGUGUGGAGAAGGGAUGUGGGGGCCAACCCACCAGGGCCAGCAGGAAGAAUGAGGGGGGCAUCUGGCUCUUCAGGGCGGCUCCUGCUGAGAGGCUCACUGUCGGGGGCGGGGAGUCUCACCCAGAUUUUGCAAUACUGGUGUGACCUUGGGUAAACCUGAGGGUUUAACCUCCUACACAGCAAAGAGUACUUCCAUUUCUGUGCACUUACUAUCGAGCGGCAAUUACCUUACAUCAAGGUGUGGCAUUCAUUUAUGAAGAAGAACAUUAAGAUGGCGACAGUGCAGCCCCGAAGGUGCACAUUUUCAGCUCUGGGAAUACAACUUACCCUAAGCUGUCAUGGAAGAAGGCUUCGGCUGAUGAGUACUGUUUACAAAUGACAGGCCUUUAACUCAAGCUGACAUUGCUACCUUCUCACACAUUGGACUUGUGUGGACACAAAUGAGGGUGACAAUCGGAAACUGCCCUUCAGCCUCGCCCACACCCUGCUGCCGGAAGCCUGGAAGCAAGCUGUCCCACUCAAGUCAUUUCAUCCCGUUUCUUACCUUCCACCUGAAAUCUGUUCACCUAGACAAGCUCAGGAAGCAAACGGAAUGUGGCAGCUGCCCCUGCUCAGAGUCUAUAGGAGUGCUUUUCCUCUGGGACCCCUGAAAAGGGACAGAACCCUGUUUGUACUUGUGGAGGACCCCGCAAACGCCCCAUACUUCUGGCUCAAACACAUCAAGGCUGUGGAGGAAAGCUGGGCAGCAGGUUCCCGACCCCACUUCUGCCGCAGACAGUCUGGAGGAAGGAAGCCUCUCACACAGGACACUCUGCCUUCGUCACCACGCGCACCCUAAGAAAGUGCUUUCCACAAGCUAUGUGGUGUCCAGGAAGUGACAAAGCUCCAGAACCAGGAGGCACCUCCCUUCCCCCCGGCAACAGAAAAGUCAUCUCCUCCUGGCAGAGGGAGAAAGUGGUGGUGACCCAGCCUGGGGACAGACGGACAGGGGCCACCCUCAUCUGGCAGCCACAGAGUCUCCCUCCCCUUUCACGGAGUGCCAGGUGGAGGUGAGUGCUGCUCCAGGUAGGAGGCAGCCCCACCCACAGGAAGGUGGCGUCUCUACCAGUCCUGUGUUAAGUUUAGCUUCCCAGGAGCACGUUUAACAACUUAAAAACAAGUGACAGCCAGCCCUGUGGGAGGCUGAGGUGGGGAGAUCACUUGAGCCCAGGAGUUUGAGAGCAGCCUGGCCAACAUGGUGAAACUCCAUCUCUACUAAUACAAAAUUAGCCGGGUGUGGUGGCGCACGCCUGUCAUCCCAGCUACUCAGGAGGCUGUGUGGCAGGAGGAUGGCUUGAGCCCAGGAGAUGCAGGGUGCAAUGAGCCGCGAUCCACUGCACUCCAGCCUGGGGGAUAGAGCAAGACCCUGUCUCAAAAAAUGAAAAGAUAGAUAAUAAAAACAAGUGACAUUAAUUUUAAUAUUUUCUUUUUUUUUUUUUUUUGAGACGGAGUCUCACUUUGUUGUCCAGGCUGGAGUGCAGUGGCACGAUCUUGGCUCACUGCAAGCUCCACCUCCUGGGUUCACGCCAUUCUCCUGCCUCAGCCUCCCAAGUACCUGGGACUACAGGCGCCUGCCACCACGCCCAGCUAACUUUUUGUAUUUUUAGUAGAGAUGGGGUUUCACAGUGAGUCAGGAUGGUCUUGAAAACCUCCUGACCUCGUGAUCCACCUGCCUUGGCCUCCCAAAGUGCUGGGAUUACAGGCGUGAGCCACCGCACCUGGCCAAUUUUAAUAUUUUAACUGAAGAUGUUUCAUAUAAUAUUCAGCAAUAUAAAAAUUACUAAUGACUUUUUUGGUAAGAA
Molecule: messenger RNA, 3986 nt
Organism: Pan troglodytes (chimpanzee)
Lineage: Eukaryota; Metazoa; Chordata; Mammalia; Primates; Hominidae
Gene: MOK
Product: MOK protein kinase
Exons: 11
Coding region: 218-1321 (367 amino acids)
Biological process (GO): protein phosphorylation
Molecular function (GO): protein kinase activity; ATP binding
Source: RefSeq, a predicted model, not a curated record